Fusarium oxysporum Fo47 is the source of this 3286-nucleotide messenger RNA. Its product is annotated as E1-E2 ATPase-domain-containing protein. Gene Ontology annotation, biological process: monoatomic cation transport. Lineage: Eukaryota; Fungi; Ascomycota; Sordariomycetes; Hypocreales; Nectriaceae. The record is from RefSeq and is a predicted model, not a curated record. Bases 40 to 3090 code for a protein of 1016 amino acids. The transcript has 3 exons. Gene Ontology annotation, cellular component: membrane. Gene Ontology annotation, molecular function: ATP hydrolysis activity; metal ion binding; ATPase-coupled monoatomic cation transmembrane transporter activity.
CUACUACUCCAUUACCAGAAACAUAACGUUCACGAAACCAUGGGUGCAUCUUGUUGCGGAUCCAAGGCUGAGCGUGUUAGUGCCAGCUUGGAUGAACAUGGCCAUGUACAUACCGAUCAUACAGAUGGAGCUGCUACUGUCGAGCACAACGGCUCCCAUGAGCGUGACCACGACCAUGCGCAUGCUGACGGCGACGAUCAUGGCCACGAACAUGGAGGAUGCUGCGACGAUCACUCCGAUGCUAGUAGCAUCACCUCCCAGGCCUCGACUUGCUGCGGCAGCGAGGAACACUGUAGUGAGAAAUGCAUCUAUGCCAUUGCUGCCCUCGAGUGCAAGAGGGCCUGUGACGACGAUCCAGGCCAUGAAGGCUCACAGGAUCAGCCCCACGAGCAUGACCAUGGCCUUCACAAAGCAGACACAGCCUGUGGUACCCAUCUCGAAGCUGCUUUCAACCAGUACAGCAGCUACCUCGAACAAAUCCGCUGCAUCUGCCGGAGCGCUAUCGAACAGGGAAUGACAUCCCUCGAAACAUGCUGUAUGAGCACCCGAACGACCCCAAACAAACAAAAGCAUCGAAGCAAACAUGGAAAGAAGAAAGCUGCACCUGUUAUUCCAGCUUUCAAGCCCUCUGGAACAGGAAGCAAGCAGGUCGACGUCGAGAACGCUGCAAACCUCGAGACAGUCGGGUUUCUUGUCAGUGGUAUGGACUGUACCUCUUGUGCAGACAAGUUAUUGCGGAUCUUUGGCAGUAUGACUGGUGUUUCCAACGCUCAAGUCAACUUUGUCAUGGGCAAAGGAGAGUUCGACGUUGAUGCAUGCAUCACCAAUGCUGAAGAGGUCCUCAGCCUUGUAUCUGGGGCAAGUGGCUUCAUGCUUAGCAAGAUCAUCGGUGGGGAUUACUACCUCGAUGUCUUGGCUACGACUGCACAGAGUAAGGAACUUGUCGACAAUCCACCUAUAGGCGUGACGGAUGUGCAGUCGCUUGACAAGAAGACGGUUCGUCUGUCAUAUGAGCCGACUACCAUCGGAGCCCGAGACCUGUUGGAACAUGUCAAAGGCAAGUGCAGUGGUCUGGCUGAACCUCGUGGAGACCCUCAACUCGAAAACAGUCGCCGUCGCCUCUGGGACCAACUCACAAAGACCCUCCUUGCCGCUGCCCUCACCAUCCCCGUCGCAGUAGUUUCAUGGAGUGAGAAUCUAGUCAACAAGAAGACCGAGGGAAUUAUCUCGCUGAUCCUCGGUACACUUGUUCAAUGCAUCGCUAUCCCCGAGUUCUAUCGCCCUGCUAUUUCUGCUGUCUGGUACAGUCGAACAGUCGAGAUGGACAUGCUUGUUGUCAUUAGCAUCACCGCUGCUUACGUCUACUCCGUCGUUGCAUUCAGCUUCGAAAUGGCGGGUAAACCUCUCGAUGAAGGUCAAUUCUUCGAGACUAGCACCAUGCUCAUCACGCUCAUCCUCGUUGGCCGCCUCAUCGCUGCUUUUGCUCGCGUCCAAGCUGUUUCGGCUGUAUCCCUUCGAUCUAAGCAGAACAACAUCGCUGUGCUUGUCGAGAAGGAAGGUGAUCGUGAGAUUGACGCUCGCCUUCUUCAGUACGGAGAUGUGUUCAAGGUUCUGCCUCACUCAAGGGUACCUACUGAUGGUAUCGUCCUCUCUGGGAAGACUGAGGUAGACGAGUCUAUGCUUACGGGGGAGACACUUCCCAUUGUUAAGCAGAAGGGCAGUGACUUGAUUGCUGGUACUGUUAACGGGGAUGGUACCGUCACUGUUCAGCUGACGCGUCUUCCUGGGAAGAACACCGUCACAGACAUUGCCCAGCUUGUAGAAGAGGCUGCCAAGUCGAAGCCAGAGAUCCAAGAUCUCGCUAACAAAGUUGCUGGCUGGUUUGUUCCCGCUAUGGCUACUGUAGCCAUUCUUGUCCUCGUCAUCUGGAUCGCCUGCGGUAUGGAGGUACUCAACUACGACGCCGGGAAGAGUGUUGGCAACGCUAUCACAUACGCAGUAGCUACUCUCGCAGUCGCGUGUCCCUGCGCUCUUGGACUUGCAGUCCCCAUGGUUCUCGUCGUCGCGGGUGGUAUUGCAGCCCGUGGUGGUGUCAUCAUCAAAUCUGCUGAUACCACCGAGGGAGCUCGCAAGAUUACCGAUGUUGUAUUCGACAAAACUGGUACGAUCACUGAGGCUGAGCUUGCUGUGACUGAGCAGGUUAAUCUCAACGGGGACAUGGCAGAUAACCUUUCUUUAGCUAUGGCUCUUGUCUCUGGCGGUAAACAUCCUGUCUCGGCUGCUGUUGAGAAGCAUCUUGAAGGACAGUCCAUCAAGUCCAUGUCAGAGUUAGUCAAUGUCCAAGUCGUUCCUGGCGCUGGAGUUGAGGCAGAUUACCUGGACUCAACUCUCAGAGCCGGAAAUGCUCGAUGGACUGGAGCUGAUAAAUUGGACGAUGUGUCGCGCCUUCAGCAUGGUGGCUUAACUACACUUGUCGUGACUCAUGAUUCUGUUCCUCUUAUCGUCUUCGGACUUUCAGCUCAGAUCCGCCCUGAAGCAGUUCGGGUUAUCUCCGAGCUCAAGUCUCGCAACAUCAACGUUCAUCUUGUUUCUGGAGAUCAGAUCAAGGCUGUUCAAGCCGUUGCAGCAUCCGUUGGUAUUCCAGCUGAGAACGUCGUUGGUGAGCGUACUCCACCUGAGAAGAGAGACUACGUCGCUUCUUUGAUGGACAAGGGCAAGCGCGUCCUCUUUUGUGGCGAUGGCACGAAUGAUGCUAUCGCUGUGGCCCAAGCCAAUGUUGGUGCUCAGAUGGGAGGUGGUUUGACAAGCAGCGACGUUACUCAGGGUGCAGCAGAUGUCGUGCUUCUGAACGGUCUUGAAGGUAUCCCUUUUCUUCUUGAUAUCAGCAAAGUAUCGUUCCAGCGCAUGUACUUCAACUUUGUCUGGUCCGCUGUCUAUAAUAUUCUAGCGAUCACAAUGGCUAGUGGUGCUUGGGUUGAGUUCCGUAUUCCGCCUCGGUAUGCUGGCUUGGGAGAGAUGGUCAGCGUUGUGCCAGUGAUUCUUGCUGCGAACUCUAUGUUCUUCGCACGAUACUUCAAGCUGAAGGAAUGAUUGGGUAUGGAACAGAAAACGAGACAGGGGGCUCAUCGUGCGUGCACUUUUGCCCUAAAAGAGAGUGUGUUGAAAACAUGAGUUAGCUGUCUAUAUAAUUGAUUCGCCGCUUCAAUCGCACUUUGUUCGCCGAAGAGCUGCAUAUUGCCUUCAUCCUGGAACCAAGUCUAACAGCUUAGAGCAUGCAUGGUCUUGG